This is a messenger RNA of Metopolophium dirhodum (rose-grain aphid), 1566 nucleotides long. RefSeq lists its product as uncharacterized. NCBI's taxonomy places the organism in Eukaryota, Metazoa, Arthropoda, Insecta, Hemiptera, Aphididae. The transcript has 17 exons. Bases 119 to 1546 code for a protein of 475 amino acids. The record is from RefSeq and is a predicted model, not a curated record.
UAGCGCUUCGACGGCCCAACCACUCUGAUAGGCGACACUAAAAAAUUAUUAUUUAACACGAGCGAUAUAGGAACGUGCAUCGGCGUGGCUCACUUCGCCCACAUCGAUUUUCGUUGUCAUGCCGUCUCCGCGUUCGUUCUCCGCAUCCAGCCACGACGACUUACACGACUAUGAUUUGGACGGCCUAGGCGGCUGUAGUUUCGAUAUAAUAAACGAAAUUGAUAAAUUUCUCGAAGGACUUGAUGGUGCUGAUUUACCAGAAACAGCCGAUUUGGAGGUAGUCAACAAAAACAAUCCAAAAAGUGAUGUAGAAUUUGUUGGUAAAGAUUCAGCUGUGUUUCAACUUCUAGAAGACCAUGAAAACUAUGGUGUGUAUGAACACAAUCCAAAUGAAUGUAACUGGAAUGUUUUUUAUAAAACACUGCCCCCUGGUGAACAAAAAUUUAUCAAAGUAGAGCCAAAGACUGAAAUUAUUAAUGAUGACUUAAACACAGACUCUGAAAACAUAUUGGAAACCUUCUCUUUUAACCUUGAUAAUACUCAGGAAAAACCAAUUAUUGGAGAACAUUCUUCAAAUGUUAUUUCAACUGCUGCUGAUACUAGUGAAAUUUCAUUUUAUGAUGAUGUAUUGGAAAAUUUCUCAUUUAAAAUUUCUCCAUCAAAAGAUGACAAUAUUAAAAAGAAUGCGUUUAGAAAGCCAAACCCAUGGUACCGCACAGAUUCAACACAAAGAAAUAAUGUUUUUCAUCAUAAAAUUAAAAAUCAAUACCAGGGAAAUAGUUCAUUACUAUCUGUUCCUAAUAAUAACAAUAACUAUAAGAAGAAUGCAUUUAGAAAGCCAAACCCAUGGUACCGCAAAGAUUCAACUCUAAAAAAUAAUGUUAAACAAACAUCUCAAUCACAUCUCUCACCUGUACCAUUUAGAGCUCAUGGUGUAGUCGGAGAAGGGAAUAGUUCAUUACCAUCUGCUCAAUCACAUCUCCCGCCUGUACCAUUUAGAGCUCAUGGUGUAGUCGGAGAAGGGAAUAGUUCAUUACCAUCUGCUCAAUCACAUCUCCCGCCUGUACCAUUUAGAGCUCAUGGUGUAGUCGGAGAAGGGAAUAGUUCAUUACCAUCUGCUCAAUCACAUCUCCCGCCCGUACCAUUUAGAGCUCAUGGUGUAGUCGGAGAAGGGAAUAGUUCAUUACCAUUUGCUCAAUCACAUCUUCCACCUGUACCAUUUAGAGCUCAUGGUGUAAUUGGAGAAGAGAAUAGUUCAUUACUAUCUGCUCAAUCACAUCUUCCACCUGUACCAUUUAGAGCUCAUGGUGUAGUUGGAGAAUAUUUGUGUCCUGUAUCUUUGGCUGGAACUACAAUAAAAUUUGUAUCAAGAAAACUGGCAAAUACAAGCAUAAGAGAACAAAUUCUCGUAGAAUUAGCCACACAUGGUGUCAUAGAGAACAAUUGGUGGACGCCUGAUGAUAUGUUCUAUGCAACAUUUACCGAAAGAAAUAUCGCUAAACAUGUUUUUAAAAUAUAUCCUCAGAACAAUAAAAAUUCAUAUUAAUAAAAAAGGUUUCAAUUUUA